ACAUUUCUCCCUAUUUUCCCAGUAUUGAACCUUUUCGGGGGGAGGGAUCCUCUGCACAACUACGGCAGGAUAACGGCUGUACUUUUCGAGUAGUGCUGUUCGGGUCGAGCAGACGGCAGAGUCGGAGAGAGUCUAAACGGGGAGACUCAAAAAUAGCUUCCAAAGGCGAUUAGCUAUGACGGGAGGAAACACUGGGGCUCCGCGGGAAUCUACGUAAAAAUAAGAGGAUGAGGAGGAUUCCUCCGGUGUGGGCGCUGGGCGCUUGCCAGACUGGGUGAAGGCAGAACCGCGAGCUGAAGACAAACCCACCGCCCGGGGCUGCAGAGUAGGACCUCCGUGCAGGUUCACGCGGCCGUUGGCAAGGUGGAGCUUCCUGACCCAUGGAGAAUUACUUCCAAGCCGAGGCCUUCAACCUGGACAAGGUGCUGGACGAGUUCGAGCAGAACGAAGAUGAGACGGACACGUCAAUUCUCUCGGACGCCAAGUGGACGCAGAUCCUGGCUCCGCCCGCCCACAUGCUCUCCCUGAACCCCGCUCUGGCCCACGCAGACAUCAGCCCCCGGGAGAGCCCGCUGCCCUUCAAGACCCUUCCCGACCCGUCCAGCGCCUCCUCAGGGCCCGACCCCAAAAGGCCAGCGGGUCCCGAGCAUCCACCCUGGGCGGAGGAGAGGCCGGCGGAUGUCCACAGCCCGCCUCUCCCUCAGCCCAACAUCGGCAAGCUGGUGGGCGCCGACGACGUCUCACCAUGCGGCGUCGUGGAGAACGGCUGCACAGGAAGCCCACAGACCGGUUCUCCUGCUGAGGUCCAGCUUGGUAGCGAGGAGGAACCUUCAUCCGUGGGCGGUGGAGGCUCUCGCUUCACGUUUGAGAUGGGGUUAGCAGAGGAACGGACUCUUUCUGAGGAUAAUCCUCCACAUGUGACUCAGAAUGGAGGAGAGUUGAAAGAUGAGAACCGUUCUGCUGUUUUGCAGGACUUUGAGCAGGAAGGAAAAAGUUUAGAUUCGGAGGAGCUCGGAGGAAGUGUGAACGGGAGUCAGACUGUCCAGGCAGAGGUGGAGGAGAACAGUUUGUCUCCUGAUGGCAGGGACAGAGCACAGGACGAGGAGGAGGAGGGGAGAAGAAAAUGUGCUGAAAAUGGACAAACGGAGCAGAAAGUUCGAACAGGAAUCCUUCCCAACGGUCUGAAGAUGGAGAAUGGAAGCAGCUUAAAGGUCAACGAAGCGGCAGACACCGAGGACUUUUCUCCGUCUCCCGUCCCGUCCAAGGAGGACUCUGUGACCGAAGAGAAGGAGAUGGAGGAGAGCAAGCAGGAGCUGAGCGACGGCGGAGCGGCCGGGUCCGCCGGCGCCCAAACGAAGCUGAACAACAGCCGGCUGCAGCCGGUGAGCGUUCCCUACGGAGGAGCGCGGCCCAAGCAGCCGGUCAGCCUCAAGCUGCAGAUCCCGCAGCCGCUGUCCGGCCAGGUCCAGAACCAGCUCGGCGCCAAGAACAAGAACAUGGACAGCAUCUGCCGCAGAGGCUCGCCCACCGACCCGGCGCCGGGCGGGACGGGCCAGAGUUCGCUCAACGGAAACGGAGGAACCCGCUCUCCGUCGCUGACGGCGUCCGAGAGCCCCGACAACGACCUUCAGGCCGGGCAGCAGGGGGCGCUGUGCAGGAAGGCCGCCAGCUUGCUGGGGGAGGUGGCUCCUGUGUGGGUGCCCGACUCGCAGGCCCCGGUCUGCAUGAAAUGCGACGUCAAGUUCACCUUCACCAAGAGGAGGCACCACUGCAGGGCCUGCGGCAAGGUGUUCUGUGCAGCGUGUUGCAGCCUGAAGUGUAAGCUGCUCUACAUGGACAGGAAGGAGGCCCGCGUUUGUGUCACCUGUCAUUCUGCCCUGACUCACGUUCCAUCAGCGGAGACGCCAGCUACUGCAGUCAAUCAGAGUCCAAACCCGAACAACCCGGCAGAGUACUGCUCCACCAUCCCCCCCCUGCAGCAGGCGCAGGCGUCUGGGGUCCUCAGCUCGCCGCCUCCCACGGUCAUGGUGCCCGUGGGAGUCCUGAAGCAACCCGGCAAUGAAGGCUCCCUGUCGCGGGACCAGAGGAGGGUUUGGUUCGCCGACGGGGUUCUUCCAAACGGAGACACAGCAGAGUCCUCCAAGCCGCCGUCCUCCGGCUCGGCGUCCUCGCAGUCACGGGUCGCCUCCACCUGCUCCAACAAGUCCGCCACGGCGGAGGCCCCCGUGGCGAGUUCGGCGGCCCAGACCCCCGUGGCGCCGGCGGGCAGCCCCGUGGGCAGCUCCCUCAGCCUGAUCCCGGAGGACGGGCUCCCUCCCAUCCUCAUCUCCACCGGAGUCAAAGGAGAUUACGCCGUGGAGGAGAGACCGUCGGAGAUCGUCCUCAUGCAGCAGCUGGAGGAGGGAGGCCCAGACCCCCUGGUGUUCGUGCUCAAUGCUAACCUGCUAGCCAUGGUCAAGCUGGUCAACUGUGAGUCAUGUUUACACCCCUCUGUUACACAUUUAUCAACCAAUCAAGUUUAUUUGUGCAACACAUUUCAGCAGCAACAGUCCAAAGUGCUUUACAUCAUAAAAACACAUUCUUGA
Molecule: messenger RNA, 2585 nt
Organism: Poecilia latipinna (sailfin molly)
Lineage: Eukaryota; Metazoa; Chordata; Actinopteri; Cyprinodontiformes; Poeciliidae
Product: zinc finger FYVE domain-containing protein 9
Exons: 9
Coding region: 381-2585 (734 amino acids)
Biological process (GO): endosomal transport
Cellular component (GO): early endosome membrane
Molecular function (GO): metal ion binding
Source: RefSeq, a predicted model, not a curated record